CCUCCCCCCCCCCCCCCGCCCGCGCCCGCUCCCGCUCCCGCUCCGCCAUGGGCGCCGCCGGCUCGUCGGCCCUGGGCCGCCUCGGCCUCCCCGCGUCGCGCCUCCCCGCGCAGCCCCGGCCCGGCUGGCUCGCGGUGACCGCGCUGGGACUGGCCGCCGUGGCGCUGGGGACCGUCGCCUGGCGCCGCGCGCGGUCCAGGCGGCGCCGGCGGCUGCAGCAGGUGGGCACGGUGGCGCAGCUCUGGAUCUACCCGGUCAAGUCCUGCAAGGGGGUGGCGGUGAGCGCGGCGGAGUGCACGGCCCUGGGGCUGCGCUGCGGCCACCUGCGGGACAGGUUUUGGCUGGUGAUUAAGGAAGAUGGGCACAUGGUCACCGCCCGGCAGGAGCCUCGCCUGGUGCUGGUGUCCAUCACCUAUGAGGGUGACCGCCUGAUCCUCAGGGCUCCGGGCAUGGACCAGCUGGUUUUGCCGGGCAAGCUGCCUUCUUCAAACAAGCUGCAUGAUUGCAGGCUGUUUGGGAUGGACAUCAAGGGCAGGGACUGUGGCGACCAGGCAGCUAAGUGGUUCACCAGCUUCUUGAAAACAGAAGCUUUCAGGCUGGUUCAGUUUGAGGAUCACAUGAAGGGAAGGUCAUCGAAGAAAAUUUUCUCUACCCUUGUACCGAAUUACCAGGUGGCCUACCCAGACUGCAGCCCGAUCAUGCUCCUCUCGGAAGCCUCCCUGGUGGAUCUGAAUACCAGGCUGGAGAAGAAACUGAAAAUGGACCAGUUCAGACCCAGCAUUGUGGUGACAGGCUGCGAUGCCUUUGAGGAGGAUACCUGGGAUGAGCUCCUCAUUGGCAGCGUAGAGAUGAAAAAGGUUUUGGCUUGCCCCAGGUGCAUUUUGACCACUGUAGACCCAGAUACCGGAGUGAUAGACAGGAAGGAGCCACUGGAAACCCUGAAGAGCUACCGCCUGUGUGAUCCUUCUGAGAAGCAGAUCUACAAGUCGUCCCCACUUUUUGGGGUCUAUUACUCAGUGGAGAAAGUCGGCAGCUUGAACGUUGGUGACCCCGUGUAUCGGAUGGUACCGUGACAUGGUUUCCACGUCCCGGAGGCUUUGAUGAGGACUUUACCGACAGCCGCCAGCACCACCUCGGCACGUCCUGUGCUACCCAGCCCUUGACCGUCUUCACCCUGGAGCCGAAUCUCUUUGUAACUUUUUGAAGUUACGCAUGCUCCACGUUAAUGCAGGAAAAGUAUUAGAGGUGAUUCAGCAAUAAGGAGGUAUAUAGAUUGGACGUAAUGAGGACUCUUUAAAUAAAUAAAAUUGUCUAUGAAAUUAUUUGGAAUGUUGCUCUAGCGAUGACACUUUUUAACCCCUGACGUUACUGUUGGUGAGUAAAGAAAGUCUAAAGAAUCAGUCAAAAAGCCGCAGAUUUCUUUUUCCCACGUGUUUACAUCCUCUCCCCUGUCGUUCGUGUUUUUAGGAGAAAUGGGAAACAAGAUCAUUGUUUUCUGAUGUGCCUUAUACGUGUUCCCACAAAUCCUUGAUGUUGGCCUUCACACAGCGGUUGAAUCCGUCAACAUUUGCUCAUAUGUUCUGGACCCCAAGUUGGGGAAUCGGGUUGUACUUGAGUAUGGAAGUUAUUUUGUAGAUCUUGUUUUCAUUUUCGAUUAGGCCCUAUAUAAAAGCAAUUUGUCUGUAACCACCAGGUCCGCUGCCUGGAAUUUCAAGUAUGACAAAGAAAACACGGGCUUUUAAAACGAAUGGAAUGUUGAGAGCAGGCGUGAGGAGCACGAGCGCAUUUUUUUAGGUGCAGAUAAUUUUUAGGUACAAAUAAUCCGGUGCAAAAAAAAAAAAAAGAGAAAUGAACUAUUUUGGUAUGACUAAACAAAAAUCCUCACUGAAGUAAUGUGUGAAUGCGUUAACCCACUUACAGUGUUGGGGUUUAUUAUUAAUAAAUGUGAAUCUCAGUUGUACUUUC
Molecule: messenger RNA, 1965 nt
Organism: Acinonyx jubatus (cheetah)
Lineage: Eukaryota; Metazoa; Chordata; Mammalia; Carnivora; Felidae
Gene: MTARC2
Product: mitochondrial amidoxime reducing component 2
Exons: 8
Coding region: 48-1073 (341 amino acids)
Biological process (GO): nitrate metabolic process
Cellular component (GO): mitochondrial inner membrane
Molecular function (GO): molybdopterin cofactor binding; molybdenum ion binding; pyridoxal phosphate binding
Source: RefSeq, a predicted model, not a curated record